Molecule: messenger RNA, 1404 nt
Organism: Aphidius gifuensis
Lineage: Eukaryota; Metazoa; Arthropoda; Insecta; Hymenoptera; Braconidae
Exons: 2
Coding region: 99-1364 (421 amino acids)
Biological process (GO): SCF-dependent proteasomal ubiquitin-dependent protein catabolic process
Cellular component (GO): SCF ubiquitin ligase complex
Source: RefSeq, a predicted model, not a curated record
ACUGUUUGUUGACACAAUCAUACCUCGAGAAAAUAUUAUUAAGAUGUGGUAAUUAUUUAAAAGAAUUGUCUCUCUCAGAUAUUUGUGAUUCGAGUAUUAUGCCAUUUGUUGGUGAUCACUGUAAAAAUUUAACAACCUUGGAAUGUAAAUUUGGUGAUAAUGCCUUAAUUGAUAAUGCUGAUCACUUUGUCCAAGCAUUUACACAGUUGGAUAAAUUAAAAUGCAUCAAAAUAACGGUAGAUCAAAAGUGCUUGGAUGAGACAAUUAAUCUCGCUGAAAUAAUUAAUAGUCUCCCAGAAGAAAUUAAUGAAAUUCAUUCAUUUUCUAAACCUCUGUGGAAUCGAGAUCAUAAUAUUUCCAUAAGUUUUAAAAAAUUUAAAAAUCUUCAAAAAUUGACAAUACAUAACUUCUGUCUAGAUCACAUAAACUUCCAAGAAAUAGCAGACAUAACAACACUGGUUCAUCUUAGCAUUGGAAUAUUUGAUAUACACACAAACCUUUCUCUAUUUAAUAAACUUGUUAAUUUGGAAUACAUUGAAUUAUCGAUGGAUUAUGAGUAUAGUGUGGACCUCGCUACAAAAAGACUAAGUAUAAUGCCUGACUUAGCAAAUACAUUUGUUGAAUAUUGCAAGAAUUUAAAACAUUUGAAAAUAACUAGUAACAAUGAAAUGAAUACUGCUUUAAAAAAGUUGACAGAGUUGAAAAAUCUUGAAUGUUUAAUAUUGAUGGGCGACUUUUCUUUGCUUACAGAGGAAUCAAUAAUCGCGAUUUCAAACAAUUGUAAAAAACUUAAACGUUUAGAAAUAGAUGAGUGUAUGAUAAAUGAUGACGAGUCAUAUCCUUGUCCAUCUGCUCUUAAUGAGUUAUCAAAAUUACAAUAUCUUGAACAUCUACAUUUAGGUACGACAUUAGAUCUUGAAGAUAGUGCAAUUAUUGCUAUUGCUAAUAAUUGUAAGAACCUAAAAAGUUUAGGUAUCCGAGGUUGUAUGGAUCUUACUGAGACAGGUCUCGUUGCUUUAACAAACUUGGAAAAUUUAGAAAAACUAGAUGUAAGCUUUCUUAAUAAAAUUACAGACAGCUUCCUUAUCAAAUUAAAAGGCUUAAAGGAAUUGAAUUGUUCUUUUUGCCAGGAACUUACUAAUGCUGGUAUUAAUCAAUUUAUAAAAAAUAAUCCAGAUCUUGAACUUCUUGAUGUCCGCUGUAUUAAUAAUUUGACAAGUGACUUGGUUAUUGCUGCUGAUUGUGCAACUAAAAAUCGUACAAAUGGUAUUACUUUACAUCUAACAAUGGGCAAUUUUUCUGGUCGUCCAUUUUCUAAUAAACCAAUAAUUGAAUCUCGAUGGUUGAUUGUUAUAUGGUUAUGAAGACUGUCCCAUUUUAAUCUGUAUAAAUGGAUUUUUCUUU